AUAAUGGAGGUGCUCGUAUUCGCAUCUCGAUGUGGGUUGUAACCAUUCCCAGAUCGAGAGUAUCGCCAAAAGGAGGUAUGUGGAAGUAUAUAACUUUACUCCUUUUCUCCCAGUCUCGUCUCCCAACGUAUGACUAGAUUCGACCUGGUACCAUUUGUAUGCUUGCCGAAAUGUUCAAAAACAUCCUACUUCUCCUUCUUCCGUAUAUCUGUUGGACUUCUGGGCAUGCAUGCCGUCCACGUUGCAGAUACGGAGACCCUUGUUGGCCUGAUGAAAAAAUAUGGCAAGCCUUCAACAGCAGUAUUUCAGGCCGUCUAGUGCGGACCUUUCCCUCUGCUGCUGUUUGCCACGGAGAACACUUUGACAGUGAUGGGUGCAGCCAGGCAAAGCAGGAAUGGGACAACAGUUUCUGGAGAACCAACCAGUCUGGAGCAUAUACUGCGAUUUUCCACAUUAUUCUGUGACAGCAAAAUCAGCGACAGACAUCCAGGCUGCGGUCAAAUUUGCCAAUGAAAAGCACCUCUACCUUGUGGUGAAGAACACUGGCCAUGAUCAUCUCGGUCGAUCGAGCGGCCGAGGAUCUUUCUCCAUCUGGACUCACAAUCUGAAAGGAAGACAAUGGACAGAGAAUUUCGUUGUCGAGGGAGCGCCUGCGGGGAGUCAAGGUGUGCCGGCUGUCACACUGCAAGCAGGGGAGCAGUGGCUAGAUGUGUAUCGCGCUGCUUCUGAACAGCGUGUUAUCGUCGUUGGUGGUCACGCAAGAACAGUCGGGGCUGCCGGAGGAUGGUUGACUGGGGGCGGUCACUCAGCCUGGUCGAACCUCUAUGGCUUGGGGGUUGACAACGUCUUGGAGGUCAAGCUGGUCAACGCGCAAGGAAAGCUAGUGACAGUCAAUCAGCAUACUGACCCAGACUACUUCUACGCCUUGCGCGGCGGAGGAGGAAGCGCAUGGGGUGUCAUAACCUCGGUGACCUAUCGGACUCACCCUGAACCAACCCAUAUUCAGGUCGCCGCGAUACAGAUUAAUGCUACAACCAACUCAAGCCUCCGUCCGGUGUUAGAAGGAUCUCUAGGUGCUUUAGUGAACAUGACGGACGCCGGAUAUACGGGCUACGCGUACCUCAGCAAUGGCUUUUCUGGCCUGUUCAUCCGACCUGGAGGUACCGAAGCAGAAUUAUCACAAGGCUCUGCCGCCUUUCAACGACUGGGGCAUAUCAACGGAUCAAGCUUUGCCAUGUUCAACUUCACUUUUCCUCGCUGGAUAGACUAUUGCAACGCAUUUCUUCAGGAUCCAAACAUCGCUUUGAACGUCAUGGAUUCAUCCCGACUCCUUACUCCAGACAUGGCGUUCAACAAGGCAGGUGAAAUCAUCGACAUGAUGUUAGAGUUCGGUCCGGAGCACUAUCCGUCGUUCAACUUCAUUGGACAUGUCAACUCGACAAUGCGAGACAACACUUCCGUCCACCCUUCGUGGCGGGAUGGCCGAGCGGUAAUGAGCUUUGGCACAAACUGGGAAAACGAUGCACCCGAAGCCGAAAAGCACCAGAAGAAGCUCCAGCUUGUUGAGAUGAGCAAAAGGUGGACUGCGAUUGCUGGGCCGGACGCAGGGACGUAUGCGAAUGAAGCCAAUCCUUUCGAGCCUAACUGGCAGAGAGUAUUCUGGGGGUCUAACUAUGACCGCUUGCUAAAGAUCAAAAUGGCCAGGGAUCCUAACAGCCUGUUUGUCUGCAACCGCUGCGUUGGUUCCGACAUAGUGUAUGAACCAUGA
Messenger RNA from Cladophialophora immunda, 1768 nucleotides. RefSeq lists its product as uncharacterized. The coding region runs from base 395 to 1768 and encodes 457 amino acids. Lineage: Eukaryota; Fungi; Ascomycota; Eurotiomycetes; Chaetothyriales; Herpotrichiellaceae. The transcript is spliced from 8 exons. The record is from RefSeq and is a predicted model, not a curated record. Gene Ontology annotation, molecular function: FAD binding; oxidoreductase activity.